UCGGGAAAGAUCGGAGAGAAUCGGAACCGCUCGGAACCGUUCGGGGACCAUCGGAACCGCUCGGGGUCCAUCGGAACCGCUCGGGCCGGGCCGGGCCCGUUCGGGUCGGUUCGGCUGCGCUCGGGAAGGAUCGGGAAGGAUCGGGGCGGUUCGGCCGCUCUCGGCCCGGUUCGGCCCAGCCCGCUCGGCUCCGCCCGGAUCUGUUCGGCUCCGCCCGGCUCGGUUCGGCCCCGCUCGGCUCGGUUCGGCUCCUCUUGGCCCGGUUCGGCUCCGCUCGGGUUCGCUCGGCUCGGUUCGGUUCGGCCUCCUUGGGCCCCGCCCGGCCCCGCUCUAGGCCCGGCCCGGCCCCCGUGGUAACGCCCGGGGAGUGGGGGGUGGGGGGGCUGAGCAUCCUCCGGGACUGGGGGAGGGGAACCGGGGAGGGACGAGGCGGGGGAACCGGGCGGACCGUGACAGCGGGGACAUGUCGUGACAGCGGGGACAGGGCCACCCCGCACUGUGACCCGCGUGGGAAGUGACCCCGCGGCACCCGUGGCACCGAGGGACCGACCACCCCACACACUGUGACACUGAGGGACCAUCGGGGACAGAGACACUGCACAGUGUGACACUGAGGGACAGAGACAGUGUGAUACCGGGGACAGAGACACUGCACGGUGUGACACUGAGGGACAGAGACACUGCACGGUGUGACACUGAGGGACCAUCAGGGACAGAGACACUGCACGGUGUGACACUGAGGGACCACAGCCACCCCACGGUGUGACACCAGGAGACCUCAGCCUCUCCAUGCCGUGAAACCGGGGGACAAAGCCACCCCCUCAGUGACACUGAGGGGCCACAGCCACCGGCACCGUGACACUGAGUGACAGAGCCACCCCAGACUGUGGCACCAAGUGGCAGAGCCACCCAGCGCGGUGACACCGGGUGAGCCCCGAGCCCGGCCGGGCUGUGACACUGGGUGACUGAAGCCACCCUGGACUGUGACUCUGGGUGACCCAACCACCGCACUCUGCAGCACCAGGUGACCCCCCCCGGCUGUGACACUGGGUGAGCCCCGGCCCCAGCACGUGCUGUGACACCGUGUGACCGAGCCACCCUGGACCGUGACACUGGGUGACCAGCCAGCCUGGCACAUGCUGUGACCAACCCACCCUGUGCUGUGCCACCGGGUGACCAACUCACCCCACCCGUGGACACAGGGUGACCAACCCACCCUGGACUGUGACUCUGGGUGACCAACCCACCCCACCCGGGGACACGGGGUGACCAAACCCGCCCCGUCCCCCACCCCGGGUGUCCUCCCGGCUGCCCCGUGCCCUUGUGCAGCCAUGGGUGUGCCCGGGGAUGCCCCGUCCCCGCCGUCCCCGCUGUCCCCGCUGUCCCUGCUGCUGGCCCUGGCCCUGCUGUGCCCGGGGGGCUCGGCGGGCGGGUCCUGCCCCGCUCACUGCAUCUGCGCCUCCAACCUGCUGAGCUGCUCACAGGCCAACCUGAGCCUGGUUCCGUCGCCGCUGCCGCGCUUCGCCUCCGUGCUGGACCUGAGCCACAACAACGUGUCGCGGCUGCGCGGGGACUGGAGCCCGGCGCGGCUCCCGCACCUGCACACGCUGCUGCUGAGCCACAACGGGCUGGCCUUCGUGUCCACCGAGGCCUUCGCGGCCGUGCCCCGCCUGCGCCACCUCGACCUGUCCAACAACCGCCUGCGCGCGCUGGACGAGAACCUGUUCAGCGACCUGGGCGAGCUGGAGGUGCUGCUGCUCUACAACAACGAGAUCUCCAGCGUGGACCGCACGGCCUUCGAGAACCUGGGCCAGCUGCGCAAGCUCUACCUGGGCCGCAACCGCAUCGCCCGCUUCCCGCUGGAGCUGCUGCGCGAGGGCUCACGGCUGCCGCGCCUGGCGCUGCUCGACCUGUCGGCCAACCGGCUGCGCGCCGUGCCCGCCGGGGAGCUGCAGGCGCUGCCCGCCUGGCUGCGCGACCGCCUCUACCUGCACGGCAACCCGCUGGGCUGCGACUGCGCCCUGUUCCAGCUGCUCGCCCGCGGCCGCCGCCGCCGCCUCAGCGCCGUGCUGGACUUCCAGGAGGAGCUGACGUGCCACCUGCCCGGCUCCCCGCACACCUCCAUGGCCAUCCUGGAGCUGGCGGGGCGGCAGCCCCUCAACUGCAGCGAGGCACGCGAGGCCGUGCUGGAGGCUCACCUGGGCGACAGCGUCACCCUGGGCUGCGACAGCCGCUGGCAGGACGGCAACCGCCACUGGGUGACGCCGGCGGGGGACAGGGUGAUGCCGGGGGACGGCGGCAGCAACGGCACGGCGGCCCUGCUGGCCAACGGCAGCCUGGAGCUGCGGGCGCUGCGGGCCGAGGACGCGGGCACCUACGCGUGCUGGGUGGCGGGGCCGCUGCUCAACGAGACCCUCUACGUGGAGCUGCUGGUGCACAACUUCACCCUGCACGGCCCCCACGACACCCUGAACACGGCCUACACCACGCUGGUGGGCUGCAUCCUGAGCGUGGUGCUGGUGCUCAUCUACCUGUACCUGACCCCGUGCCGCUGCUGCUGCUGCCGCGCCGCCGAGAAGGCGCCGGCGCCGCGCGACGACAGCAUCAACUCCUCGGUGCUCAGCACCACCCCCAACCACGACGGGGGGCACGGCGAGCCCCGGCCUGCCCCGGGGGGGGGCCCCGGGCAGAACGGCAGGUUCAAGGGAGGGGCGGGGACCCCCCCGCCGGCCGCCCCCCGGGGCCCCAAGGGGCAGAGGAAGGUGUCUGACCCCGACUCGGUGAGUUCGGUGUUCUCCGACACCCCCAUCGUGGUGUGAGCGGCGCCGGGGACGGGCCCCGGGACGUCCCGUGAGCUGUCCCCGGGAAGGAGGGGUGGCCGGACCCCCACUGCCGCGUCCCCGGCUUGGGGGUUACCCUGUUGCCCCCCAGGACUGCGUGUCACCGCUGUCCCCUCUCUGCCGAGGUCACUGUCACUGCGGGACCACGAGGGACGAGCGUGUGAGGGGACGCAGUGGGGAUGGUCCCCGGGCAGGAGGGGUGGCUGGACCCCCAUCACCGUGUCCCCAGCUUGGGGGUCACCCCACUGCCCCCAGGACCUGCCGAGGGCACUGCGAGGGACGAGGCUGUACGAGGACACUGGCAGGACACCAUGGGGACAGUCCCAGGAACACCCCAUGUCCCCACUGCUGCCGUGGCAGUCCCCAGGCAGGAGGGGUGGCCGGACCCCCAGCACCAUGUCCCCAGCUUGGGGGGUCACCCCAUCGCCCCCAGGACUGAGAUCACCCGGGAACCCCCCAAGGUCACCGUGGGACCGUGAGGGACAAGGGUGUGAGGGGCCACGGUGGGGACAGUCCCAGGCACCCUGUGUGUCCUCACUGCUGCUAUGACCUGUCCCUGGCAGAGGGGUGGCCGGACCCCCAUCACUGUGUCCCCAGCUUGGGGGGUCACCCCAUCGCCCCCCAGGACUGAGCAUUGCCCCCAGGACCGCCCCAGGUCACUGUGGGACCACGAGGGACAAGGGUGUGAGGGGACACCAGAAGGACCCCCCAGGGACACCCCCUGUCCCCACCACUACUGUGACAGUCCUCAGAACGGAGGGGUGGCCAGACCCCCCCCCCCUGUGUCCCCAGCUUGGGGGUCACCCCAUCGCCUCCCAGGACCCCCCCGGGUCACUGUGGGGACAAUGUGGGCACCGCAGAGCAGGGGGGGCCCCACUGGUGACAGUGACAGCACCGUGACCCCCCCAGACCCCCCCA
Corapipo altera (White-ruffed manakin) is the source of this 3758-nucleotide messenger RNA. It is a transcript of the gene AMIGO1, whose product is annotated as adhesion molecule with Ig like domain 1. Gene Ontology annotation, biological process: brain development. The coding region runs from base 1332 to 2819 and encodes 495 amino acids. The record is from RefSeq and is a predicted model, not a curated record. Lineage: Eukaryota; Metazoa; Chordata; Aves; Passeriformes; Pipridae. The transcript has a single exon. Gene Ontology annotation, molecular function: protein binding.